Messenger RNA from Tuber melanosporum (Perigord truffle), 2319 nucleotides. RefSeq lists its product as uncharacterized. The record is from RefSeq and is a predicted model, not a curated record. Gene Ontology annotation, molecular function: beta-glucosidase activity. The coding region runs from base 1 to 2319 and encodes 772 amino acids. NCBI's taxonomy places the organism in Eukaryota, Fungi, Ascomycota, Pezizomycetes, Pezizales, Tuberaceae. The transcript is spliced from 4 exons.
AUGAACUCCUCUUAUUCCCCGCGACCAGUCGUUAUUCCGACCUCUCUCCCUCCAUCAACAUGGUUUGACCCCUCCUCAAUUAGUGCACACCCAUCAGCCAAUGCUUUUACAGAUGACCACCGACGUACCAUUCUGUUGCGUGGGAUUAAUGUUUCGGGCGACGCAAAAUUUCCCCAAAACAAUCCCCUCGCUAGGACACCUGAAUUUUACAAUGUUGAUAACGUGAGCUAUGUUGGGAAACCUUUUGGAUCGGUGGAUGAAGCGAAAGUUUGGUGGAGUCGGCUUAAGGGUUGGGGUGUUGGUGUUGUGAGAAUGGUUGUGUGCUGGGAGGCUUUAGAACCAAGAGAGAUGGGUAAAUAUGAUGAGGAGUAUAUCGACUUUCUGAGAGUAAUUUUAGACAAAGCAAAUGAGGUUGGGCUAUUAGUCUUCAUUGAUGGUCAUCAAGAUGUGUGGUCCCGUUUUACCGGGGGUUCCGGUGCUCCCUUAUGGACAUUUCAUCUUGCUGGGCUCGACCCUUCCGUCUUUCCUACUACCUACUCGGCAGCUCUCGAUUCUGCAGACACAAGCAGUCAUCAUUCAACUCCCUCUGGCCGUCUUUGGCCCACCAACUACUCCAAGUUCGGUCCUGCUACCAUGUUUACACUCUUUUUCGCCGGCGAAAUAUUUGCACCCUCAGCAAUCUAUGAGGGGCCAAUUCAAGAGUUCCAGGCCAAGAACAUUGGCCAAGUACUUCGUACAGCUUAUGUGAGAGCGUAUUCCCAUCUUGCCUCGCGAUUGAAAGAUUUACCAAAUAUUUUGGGAUUUGAUGCCAUGAACGAACCUCAUCCUGGAUACAUUUCAUUGCCAAGCCUGCAUCGAUUCAACGAAAAUACCGACUUGCAUCUUGGAUAUAUGCCUAACGCAUUGGAAGGCAUGUCACUGGCCGCGGGUAUCCCAACUUCAAUAGGGUACUUCUCAAGAUCGUGGCCGCAUCCUUCCAAGAGGACGAAGAGUGAAGUUCUUAACAAAGAAUGUAAAUCCGCGUGGCUACCAGGGAGGAGGGAUAUCUGGCAAGAAGAGGGCGUAUUUACCGUAGAUGAUGGGAAAGUUAAGUUGAGAUCUCGAGGAGAUAGUUAUUUCACGACAAAUCCUCGCACAGGUGAUAAAAUAGACUUUGAGAAGGAUUGCUACGUCCCAUUCCUUCGCUCAUUUAUGCAAAGUGUCAGGGAGGCAGUCAAAGGAUACAGCGCUGGUAGAUGGAUGUUUAUCGAGCCCAUUCCAAAUCUUGAACCACCCGUUUGGAAUGGUGAUGGGAUCAAAAAAACGGCAGAGCAGAACAUAUGCUACUCGCCACAUUGGUAUGAUAUCCGUGUUCUAUACGAAAAAGGCCUCUGGUAUGGUGUUACUUUUGAUGUUUUAUCACUUGCUGCUGGCUCUCGGAAUCUUUUCAAGCAUACUUAUUUUGGCCGAGAAGGACUCACGGCUAAUUAUACAACUAACUUUGCCCGAUUCGCCUCACAUUUGUCUACUUUCCGUCCCUCGCCAUCUUCCCACACUCCAAUUCUCAUAGGGGAAACUGGAAUCCCAUUUGAUAUGAACGGGCAAAAUUCAUACGUUACCGGUGAUGUCCACAUGCAACUUUCGCAACUCGACUCCAUAUUCCGCGGAAUGGAAAAAUCGCUUCUCAAUUGGACGGUGUGGAAUCUCACUCUUUCCCACUCAACUACUGCAACCGAUAUGACUACACCAACGGCCAAUGAAACGGGUGCUGUAAUCCAAUCCGGCGAUGGAUGGAACAGCGAAGAUUUCUCCCUUGUUUCUCUUUAUAACCCAAACACCGUUGAAGUUCCUCUCGAGCCCUCACAUGUUGGCCCAACCAAUGGAGGAGUGCCCCUGACGCGGGCUCGUAGCUUCGGGGGUCUCUACCUCGGAGGGAGGCUGUUGCCAGCUCUUCUUCGCCCGUAUCCCGCUAAGACAGCAGGGAAGUUAAUUUCUUCUCAUUUUUUGAUGGAUAGCAAGAAUUUUCACAUGGAAUUCGUGGGAAACGCAUCCGGGAAAGAGAUAGAGCGCACAACAGAGAUAUUUAUCCCUGCCUAUCACUUCUCCGGGCAAAGAUGUUUGGUGACGAUCAGCGAUGGCAAUGAACAGGAGUGGGUGGUGAAUAAGCCUAGCAUGGACGCGAAAAUCGAGGGAGGUGUUGAAUGGAGGUGGAGAGAAGAGGAACAAGGGAUGACAGUAGUACACACAACCUCGGGGGGGCUGAUAACUAUCGAAGUCAGGGUUCUGGAAAGUGUGGAGAGUAGCAGCUUUAUUGAGAAUUUGGUUGGAGGAUUUGUGUAA